Molecule: messenger RNA, 1618 nt
Organism: Phymastichus coffea
Lineage: Eukaryota; Metazoa; Arthropoda; Insecta; Hymenoptera; Eulophidae
Product: RNA-binding region-containing protein 3
Exons: 6
Coding region: 113-1507 (464 amino acids)
Biological process (GO): mRNA splicing, via spliceosome
Cellular component (GO): U12-type spliceosomal complex
Molecular function (GO): pre-mRNA intronic binding; U12 snRNA binding
Source: RefSeq, a predicted model, not a curated record
GAAAAAAGUAAACGAAAACAAUGCGUAGAUACUUAAGUGUUUUCUUUUUUAUUUUAUCUCAUAGUUAAUGAAAAAUUUUAUUAAUUGUAUAUAGUGCUAUUUCAAUUGUAAAAUGACAAAUCAAACGGAUCUUUGCACUCUAAGAGUACUACAUUUACCACCAGGACUUUCAAACGAAAAACGAGAUGAACUUUUCAGGCAUUAUGGAGCAGUUAAAACACGAACAAUACGAAAAUCAGAAAAAUACACAAUCACGUUUGUUGAAUUUCAUAACAAAGAAUUAGCUAAGGAAGCUUUAAUACGACUUCAUCAAUUACCAGUUAAAGGUCGAAGAUUGUCAAUAGAAUUUGCAAAAAGAAAUAUAUCGGUAGAUGAUAACGAUGAUCAAGAAAAUUUGGAAGAAAAUGAUGCUCAGUUAGAACAAUGCAAAGCCAAUUACAAAGAAUUUAUGAAAAAAUUAAAUAAUUGGGCACCACAAAGUUUAUUUAUGCAGCCUAUACCACCUAAUAUAAAGUACAAGUAUCCUCCUGCGACAAAAUGUACAGUUUUGCGAAUAGCCUUACAGUUGCUUAAGGAACCUACAUUUUAUACUCAAGUUUUACAUUUAAUGAACAGAAUGAAUAUACCUCCUCCAUUUGAAGAAUUAGAAGAAAAAUAUCCUAUAAUUAAAGAAAUAUAUGAUGUUGAAAAUCAUAAUUAUUUGUUUAACUUUGCAGAGUCUCCACGUGAUAAAUCAGUUUUUGAAGAGCAAUCAAAUCUGAUCAAGGUAAUUGAACAAAAAGAGGAAGAAGAUGAUCAAGAGGAAUCAGAAUAUGAAUCAGAUAAAGAAAUAAGUAAUAUGUCACAUCACAUAAUACCAGAAAAACGAAAAUUGCCACAAUCUAAAAAACGAAUGAAGAUUCCUAAGUUUAUUAACCCUCUCAAACAGCUAGUAGUUGCAUCUACAAGUCAGAAACAGAGACCCCAAGAUGUGUUUGAGCUACAAACUCGCAAAAAUAAACAGCAGAAAUUGGUAUUGGAGACUCUCAAACCAAGUGUUGAAGAAACCAAAAGUGAGGGAACAUCAUCAUUUAUUGUUAAUCCAACUGGAAAUGUAGAAGGUUUUGGACUGAUCUUCCCAGCUAAGAAAGAUGAAGAAAAAGAAGAGCUAAGAGAAUUUAUUAGCAUAGAAGAAUUAACUAAAAAUAAAAUGUCAAAUUACACUGCAGACAAAGUAUUUGCAAAUUAUAGUCCUGGUAAUCCAUAUUUUAAGUUAUAUAUAAAAAACCUUGACAAACAUGUAGAAGAAAGUGAUUUGCACUACAUUUACCGUCGAUAUGUUAUACCAAGUUCAAGUAAAGAUGAGGCCGAGUACAAUGUUAAGCUCAUGAAAGAUGGAAGAAUGAAAGGUCAGGCGUUUGUCACUCUGCAGAAUACUGAACUAGCGAAAUUAGCACUCCAAGAAACAAAUGGCUACCAUUUGAAAGAUAAACCAAUGGUUGUGCAAUUCUCUAAACCAAAGGAAUAAUAUUUUUAUACAAUAACUGUCAAUACUUUUUGUAUAUAUUUUUAUUCGGCAUCAUCUGCAAAUGUUUGUACAUAUAAAACAUGUUAUAAUAAACAAAUAAUUAUUCUAAGU